Messenger RNA from Cuscuta europaea, 3814 nucleotides. Lineage: Eukaryota; Viridiplantae; Streptophyta; Magnoliopsida; Solanales; Convolvulaceae. The record is from the annotation of a GenBank genome assembly.
CUCAUUCUCAUCUCAUCUCUCUAUAUGCUGCUGCCUAGACACAAUCUCCGCCGCUGGAACCGUUUCCAAACCUCCUUUCCGUCAACUCCCAUGCAUCUCAUCCACGUCGGUGUAUAGAUAUAUAUAUAGAUAAUAGAUAUAGAUUAGACAGAUAAUACAUAUAGGAGUUUCUGUAAUACUUCUCCAAUUUGAAGAACAACGAAGAAAUCUGCGAGAGUUUUGAUCGGAGUUAUGGUUUUGAGUGUGGAGUAAAGAGGGGGCAAGCAGCCAGGUCUGUGAAAAGCUUUUGACUGGUGCAUUUGCACCAGAAGAUGUUUUCUGUCUUCAAUUACUGAUCUUGAAUACUGAUGCAGUGUGGAUAUAUAUACUUGUAUUAAUUGGGAGUUGGUGUGCAGAAUCUGCCUGAAUCAACUAGGGAUUAUCACGGUCGAGGAUCAGUUUUCUAUUAUUUGGGUCUAUAUUUGAGAAUCUUGCUACGUUUGGAAUUGGGAAAAAAUAAGUUCUUGUCUGGUAGAAUUGGAUAUUCGUCCAGUCACUGCUGGUCAUUCUUCAGCAGGCAUACAGUCAGAGUCUACUUUACCCUACCUUAAAUGUACGGGUAAAGUGGCAUAAGUAUACCUUGUCUUCUUGCAUUGAUCAUUUGCUGGUUAAUAAGUGCGAGAAACGGAUAUGAGUCGGAGGGUGCGAAGGAAAUUGGCAAGACGACCACCCAAAGAUGCCGAUGGGAUUUCGGAGGUUGAUGAAAACAAUAGUAUUCUAGAUGAGAGAGGGGUGUUCAAUUGGACUAGUUUGCCUGAUGAUACUGUAAUUCAGCUAUUUUCUUCUAUGAAUCUUCGUGAUAGGGCAAGCCUGUCAUCAACAUGCCGGUCUUUAAGAGCUUUGAGUAUUUCUCGGUGUUUAUGGAAGCAUUUGGACCUUCGUUCAUAUAAGUUUGAUCCUUCCACUGCUACUUCUCUUGCUUCCAGGUGUGUGGAUCUUCAAAAGCUUCGGUUUCGCAGUUCCGAAUCUGCAGAUGCAGUUAUACACCUUAAGGCGAGGGAUUUGCGUGAGAUAAGCGGAGAAUAUUGCAGAAAGAUUACAGAUGCCACACUUGCUAUGAUUGUGGCUAGACAUGAAACUCUAGAAAGUUUGCAGCUCGGCCCAGAUUUUUGUGAAAGGAUUAGCAGUAGUGCCAUAAAAGCUAUUGCCGCUUGUUGUCCUCUUCUGCGUAAGCUCAGACUUUCCGGUGUACGUGACGUGGACGGGGAUGCCAUCAAUGCUUUGGCUAAGCAUUGCAAAAACUUAAUUGAGAUUGGGUUUAUUGACUGUCUUAAUGUGGAUGAGGCAGGGUUAGGGAAGGUUUUAUCCCUUAAGUUCCUCUCGGUUGCAGGAACAACUAAUAUGAAAUGGAAUUUGGCUUCACAGCAUUGGAGUGAGCUGCCAAACUUGACGGGUUUGGAUGUUUCUAGAACAGAUAUCACCCAUAGCGCGGUUGAGAGACUGUUUUCUUGCUCGACAAGCUUGACGGUUUUAUGUGCUUUGUAUUGCCCGGGGUUUGAUCAAAAUGCCAACUUUGUCCCCUCCAGUAGAAAAGGCAAACUGCUACUUUCUUUUUGGACGGACAUUUUUAAAGAGUUGGCUUCCUUAUUUGUCGACACUAUUAUAAAAAAGAAAGAGAGGGAUGUUUUUUUUGAAUGGAGAGAAUUAAGGACCAAAAGAGGGAAGCGAGAGGAGAUUAUGAAUUGGGUUGAAUGGAUCCUCUCGCAUUCUCUUUUGCGUGUUGCUGAGAUUAAUCCCCAAGGUUUGGAUGUAUUCUGGCUCAAUCAAGGUGCACAUCUGUUUCUCAGUUUGACCCAAAGCACACAAGAAGAAGUUCAGGAAAGGGCUGCAACUGGCCUAGCAACGUUUGUAGUAAUUGACGAUGAAAAUGCUAAUGUUGACAGUGGAAGGGCCGAAGCAGUUAUGCCAGGUGGCGGGAUUCGGCUUCUCUUGAACCUUGCAAGAUGUUGGCAGGAGGGGAUCCAAUCAGAAGCUGCAAAGGCUAUAGCAAAUUUAUCUAUGAAUGCCAAUGUUGCAAAAGCUGUUGCAGAGGAGGGGGGUAUAAGUAUCCUCACGAAUCUGGCAAGGUCUGCAAAUAGAUUGGUUGCUGAAGAAGCAGCCGGAGGACUUUGGAAUCUCUCCGUUGGGGAAGGGCAUAAGGCUUCAAUUGCUGAAACUGGUGGUUUAAAAGCUUUAGUGGAUCUUAUCUUCAGAUGGUCAUCAAAUGGUGGUGAGGGAGUUCUGGAAAGAGCUGCUGGUGCCUUAGCAAACCUUGCAGCUGAUGAUAAAUGUAGCCUGGGGAUUGCCUCAGUAGGUGGCGUACAUGCACUGGUUACACUAGCUCAAAACUGCAGCGUUGAAGGAGUGCAAGAACAGGCAGCUCGUGCUUUGGCAAAUCUGGCUGCUCAUGGAGAUAGCAACUGCAACAAUGCUUUUGUUGGACAAGAAGACGGAGCUCUCGAAGCCCUUGUUCAGCUUACCCGUUCUCCUCAUGAUGGUGUCAGGCAAGAAGCUGCUGGAGCAUUGUGGAACCUGUCAUUUGAUGAUAGGAACCGAGAAGCAAUUGCUGCAACGGGUGGUGUUGAAGCUUUAGUUGCUCUUGCGAAAUCGUGUUCAGAUGCCUCUCCUGCCCUCCAGGAGAGAGCAGCUGGUGCUUUAUGGGGCAUGUCUGUCUCAGAGACAAAUAGUAUUGCUAUUGGAAGAGAAGGUGGCGUAGCGCCGCUUAUAGCAUUGGCGAGAUCUGAAGCUGAGGAUGUCCAUGAGACAGCAGCUGGAGCUCUUUGGAAUCUUGCCUUUAAUUCUGGCAAUGCUCUUCGAAUUGUAGAGGAAGGGGGUGUUCCUGCCCUAGUUCAUCUUUGCUCUACUUCUGUCUCUAAAAUGGCACGAUUCAUGGCUUCAUUGGCUUUGGCGUAUUUGUUUGACGGAAGAAUGGAUGAAGUAGCACUAAUAGGGAGCUGCUCAUCAGAGAACAACUCAAAGAGUGUGAAUUUGCAUGGGGCAAAAAGAAUGGCUUUGAAGCACAUUGAAGCUUUUGUGCUUGCCUUCUCUGAUCCGCAAUCUUUCUCUGCUGCUGCUGCUUCAUCCUCCCCUACAGCUUUGUCUCAAGUAACUGAAUCUGUGCGCAUUCAUGAGGCUGGCCAUCUUCGAUGCAGUGGAGCUGAGAUUGGGAGAUUUGUUAAAAUGCUUCAAAAUCCAUCUUCUAUUCUCAAGGCAUGUGCGGCAUUUGCUCUUCUUCAGUUCACGGUUCCAAGUGGACGGCAUGCGAUGCAUCACGUGAGCCUAUUGCAAAGCCCGGGCGCGUCGCGUAUAUUGCGUGCAGCGGCAGCGUCGGCAAGUGCCCCACUCGAAGCCAAAAUAUUUGCGAGAAUUGUAUUGCGCAACUUGGAGCACCAUCAGACCGACUCUUCCUUGAAAUAGUAGCUGCUACAUGUUAGUCUCCCCACCCCUCUCCCUCAAAUUAUAUAUGUGUUGUGCAUUGUUUGUUUUUUGUGUUUGCUUAUGUAUAUUGGUACCUUUAAUGCCCACCAACUGUUGGCUUGGAGCGUUGUUUGUAUCUAUUUUAGGUAGAGUUGUGACAUAGAAUGACAUCAUCGUGGGAAGACAUUGUGGUACUGGUACAUAGCCCAGUUCCUUGAGUUUUUUUCAUGGUUUAUCCUAUAAAGUAUAAACACUCUUUUUUUAGACUAGCAACUGUUGGUUUCCUUGUAGUGCUGCUUACAGUGUUUUACAUAUCAGCCAGUUCAUAAAGUUUCUUCAAAUGAACUUUAUGAAUAUUCUUAACAUUCCAAAUGCGGGA